Homarus americanus (American lobster) is the source of this 2541-nucleotide messenger RNA. Its product is annotated as putative ferric-chelate reductase 1. Gene Ontology annotation, biological process: regulation of glutamate receptor signaling pathway. The record is from RefSeq and is a predicted model, not a curated record. The coding region runs from base 970 to 2388 and encodes 472 amino acids. Lineage: Eukaryota; Metazoa; Arthropoda; Malacostraca; Decapoda; Nephropidae. The transcript is spliced from 8 exons.
AACUUGAAAAGACAUUGAUUCAUCGCUCCGGCGUGUCCCUUCAUUCCUCGAGAGCCACCACACUCCCCCAGCGGCUCUCCACCGAGUCGGAAGUACUCACCGCCUCGACGACCCCCCAAGGGAAAGUGACCAAGCAAAUCGAGUGUGUCCCUGGGAAAGUGGUGCCUGAGAAGUAAGGAGGCUGGAUUGGGAGAGGACGUCAGUGAAGAGGUGGCACUGUUUGAGGAAAGUGACCAGAUAGUGUCAAGAAGAAGUGGUGUGAUACCGAAAGUGUCAAGAGGAAGUGAUCAGACAGCGGGAGUGUGUUAGAGAAAGUGACCAAGUUUAGUUUUGAGAGGAAAGUAGCAGCGGUACUUUUAAAAGAGGAAAGUGCCAGAUAAGUUAUUUCGAAAGGAAACUAGCUCCAAGAGGAAAGUGCCCAAGGUGAACGCUACUUUCAACAAGGAACUACCGCGAAGGGGAGACAUUUGUAAACCGGAAAUAAUAGAAGGCAAGUACAGUACCAUCAACAAGAAAGUGCCAGACGAUAGAGAUAUUUCAAGAGGAAAAUGUCGAAAGUGCCUGAAGAAAAAUAACUUCAAGGAGAAAGUAUCCGUAGCAGUAACUUCAAAUAAGGAAUGUGUCAAUAGCAACAGUAACAUCAAAGAGAAAGUGGCGUAAAGGUAACACGGAAAUAAUAAAAUCUCCAUGGAAAGUGCCAUAAACAGUAGCACUUCCAAGAGCUCCUUCCCUGUUACUUGCAGCCUGGAGGAUGAGGUGAUGAGUUACAGCUUCAAGACCGUACAAGACUCAAUCGUUUCUUAAAAUUCAUCGAAUUUUUUUUUUUUUUAGUUUAUCUGUUUCGAACGUUUUCCUGGCUUCAGCACUCCAGCAGUGACCAACGUUUUCCUGGCUUCAGCACUCCAGCAGUGACCAACGUUUUCCUGGCUUCAAGAAUCACCCAGCUGUUAAACGUUUGGCCAUCAGCUGAUGGUGGCAGCCAGUGUUUUGAGCCCCCCACGCGUCUUAUCUCUACAGGUGAGACCAACAGGUACCCGUGUGUGUGUGUGUACCAAAACACCUGUUGUUGGUGCUAAGGGACAGACCGAGGUAUUGAGACCAGGAGAUAAGAGAGACCAGAUGUGCGGGAUGGGUCACCUAGCGUGGGUCAUCUGUCUCCUGACGGUGUCGCAGCUGGUGAGGUCUUCGGCCGCCCAAGGGUUCAUCUACACCAAAGACUCCUGCCUCGACCUCGUCCCAAGACACCGAGACACGCUGAAGAUGGACGAGAAGAAGGAAGAGCCCAACCACGUGAAGGAACCGACCGACAACACGACCACCACGACAAACACGACCACCACGAAGCAGCGUCCUCCUGCUGCUCCAGAAGUGACCAUGUACAGCGGGGACGUGCAGGUGAAGGUGAUGACGAGUGAGGACAACUACAGGAGGCUGAAGACACUUGUGGUCACCCUCCAGUCAGCCUCGUACUUCAACGGGUUCAUGCUGCAGGCGAGGAAGGUCUCCGGUAACAAGGAGAUAGUGGGGAGGUUCAUGGAGGUGCCUCACCGGGCGGAGUACCUCACCUGUCCCAACGGCACGGAGAACACGGUGGUGCACCAGGACGCCCCCCUCAGGCUCAGUAACCUCAGCUUCACCUGGAUGGCGCCCGAGACGGAUCUGGGUCCUAUUGAGUUUGUGGCCAGCGUGUUACUCAACUCCGCCACACAGUACAAGGAGUUCAAGUCUGGCCAACUGAAGCUGAGUCUUUAUCCUGUGUCCACGAAGGAAUGCGCCGUGGCCAAGAGUUGCUUCAGGUACUGCAUGAAGAACGGUGGCCACCAGUGUAAGGCCCACAUGUCCAGGUACAUGGCCACUCUCGAGUACAUGGACAAGAAAACCAAAGUGAAGAUUACUAUUGGUGGACAGUUGCCCGAGUCUGACGGGUACUUGGCUCUCGGCUUCAGUAAGGACCGCCAUCGACUGAGUGACGCUGACAUCAACGUGUGUUACCGUGAUGAUGCUGACACAGUGGGCGUGGAACACUACCUCCUGGCUGACAUCAAUCACCCACCCGACCUACACUUGGGGGAGCUGAAGCUGGACUCGAGUGACGUGGACGGUGACUACGUGUGGUGCUCCUUCGUCAGACCUCUCACAGGGCAGGACAACGACCUCCUCAACCUCAAAGACCCCCACUACUACUUCUACUUCUGGGGCAUGAGGAACGCCUCUAACAUCUUCAUGCCAUCAUCCAACCACAUCAAGAGUUCGGGGAGGAUGAUGAGCCUCAAGGACGACCUUUUCAACCAGAUCGCCUACAGUGGGUCGAGGAGUCACCGCCGCGUCCCGUAUACCAUAGUUGCCGCUGCCAUCCUCCUCCUCGGGGUCCAUUUUCUGUGUUGGUGAAGGUACAAGACUCUACGUGGCAGGUCUACCCUGGCUCGCGUCAUCAUCGUGUCCGUUUAUUUAUUUCUCGUGUCUUAUUCCGUGUUUCUUAUUUAUCUCUUCAUCGUUGGGGAGACGUAUGUGGAGUUGAAGGAGGUGUUUUAGUGUAGGUGU